CACCGACAAGCCCAGCUUGGCCCGAGUUUUGACUAACGCCUCGGAUGCCACAGCGACACCAUCUUCAGUAGGGAGCGAAGGCGACCGUACCGAGAUGGAGACAUAUGAUGUUCCAUUAGGCGAAGACUUUGUCAGCUCCGAUGCUGGCUCCCGCACUCCCUUGUAUGCUUCGCAGGCCAUCGAAGGCGGCUUGCGGACCGCCUCUAUCCAUCGCAAGAUGCAUGCCGACGACUUCGAGCCGCUACGCUGUCUAGGCAAGGGCGCAUUUGGAACCGUACACCUUGUCAAGCAGCGGGCCACUGGGCGACUCUACGCUCAGAAACAAUUCAAGAAGGCAAGCCUUACCGUGCACAAGCGUCUCAUCGAGCAGACUCGCACUGAGCGUACCAUCUUGGAGUCAGUCAAUCGUCAUGCCUUCGUAGUGAAGCUCUACUACGCCUUCCAGGACCAAGAAAAGCUCUACCUGAUUCUUGAAUAUGCACAAGGAGGCGAGCUCUUCACGCACUUGGCCAUGGAACGCAUGUUUAGCGAGGAAGUCGCGUCCUUCUACAUGGCUGAGAUGGUGCUUGCCUUGGAGCAUUUGCAUCAAAACGUGCGAGUGAUCUACCGCGACUUGAAGCCCGAGAACUGUCUGCUAGAUCACGAAGGCCAUCUCCUGCUGACCGACUUCGGCCUGUCCAAGGUCGCACUGGAAGACGAGGGUGAGCGCACCAAUAGCGUCCUGGGCACGAUUGACUACAUGGCACCUGAGGUGGUUGAGGGCAAACCCUACGACUUCUCUGUGGAUUGGUGGGGGCUCGGAGCGAUCGGCUUUGAUCUUCUCACCGGCAGUCCACCAUUUGGAGGCAACAACCACGCCAAGAUCCAGCAGAAUAUUUUGAAGCAGAAGCUGCAGCUGCCGUACUUCCUUGGGCCUGAUGCCAAGGAUCUUCUAACCCGUUUACUGCGCAAGGAGCCGCACAAGCGCCUUGGAGGUACUACCUCGAAAGGGAUCAAGGAGCUGAAGUCGCACCGCUUCUUCCGCAAAAUCGACUGGAAGAAACUCGAAAGACGCGAGCUUGAAGCGCCAAUCCAGCCUCUUGUGACUGAUCCAGAGUUGGCCGAGAAUUUCAGCGCCGACUUUACUGAUCUGCCACUCAGCCCGGUCAUGUCCCGUGCUGGUAAGACCUUCGACUUCACAACGACCUCAGCUGUUAACAAGAGCAACCCAUUCGGCGGAUUCAGUUAUGUUGCGAGCAGGAGUCUUCUUGACGGCGACGAUUUCAUGCUCGAUCCUUGACUGUACGGCAGCGUGGGUAGAUGGAUGGUUUCUGGCAAUUUGUACACGGCAAUAAUUUUUGACUACGGGGAUACUUCGGCUCCUAGCAAUGCUAUAUCCAUUUGGUUGAUUCCUGCACGUCUCGUGUGAAAUGUGUAUUGUGUUUCAUGAUCGAUCUAAUUCGAGCGGAGCGGCAGACUAAUAACUGGCAUGGCAGAUAUAAUAGCUCACAAGACAAACCAUGUGUUUGUAGCGAUGUGGAUGCUCACAAGGUUUGCUAAUGUUAUUAAAUACCCGUGUACUGU
Messenger RNA from Pseudocercospora fijiensis CIRAD86, 1563 nucleotides. RefSeq lists its product as uncharacterized. The transcript is spliced from 2 exons. The coding region runs from base 95 to 1279 and encodes 394 amino acids. The record is from RefSeq and is a predicted model, not a curated record. Lineage: Eukaryota; Fungi; Ascomycota; Dothideomycetes; Mycosphaerellales; Mycosphaerellaceae. Gene Ontology annotation, molecular function: protein serine/threonine kinase activity; ATP binding. Gene Ontology annotation, biological process: protein phosphorylation.